Orbicella faveolata is the source of this 2236-nucleotide messenger RNA. RefSeq names its product A-kinase anchor protein 17A-like. The record is from RefSeq and is a predicted model, not a curated record. Lineage: Eukaryota; Metazoa; Cnidaria; Anthozoa; Scleractinia; Merulinidae.
AUUCGAGAUGUCCCAUAAUGCACCAAUACUCUUGUCACCAGUCUUUCUCAAAGCCAGGCUACCUAGGCAAUUUCAACAAGAUGGCGACGCAAGCUUGUGGUGACACCACAGAGGCAACCGAACUCUCAUCUUUACAGCGCUUGUACCUUAAACCUGUGGCCAAACUUGGCGUGCAUGUCACCUUACCAGAGAUCAAAGUCGCUGGCGUAUCGAUAUCAAACUGGGAGGUAAUGGAGAGGCUAAAAUCCAUGGUUGCCCCCGAUCAAUUCACUGUGUUAAAAGUUGUGGAAUCGUCAAUGGAAUUCAUUCGCUUUGAAGGUGAAACAGACACCAAAAGUUUAAUCACGAAAUUUAUUUCAAAACUGGAAGGAAAGUUUAUGAAACUAAGCGGAUUUGCGGAACCGCUCAAAGUUCGAGCAGCAGAAUCUAAGAUGAAAUUUCCCACUGCACAUGAUUGGAAUUCUUUCUUCAGAGAGGCCGAAAGUUUAGAUGAACGAAAUCCAGGUGAAAGACCAGACACGAUUCACAUCAAAGGAUUGCCGUGUAAAUGGUUCGGAAAUGAUGAGUCUGCUAACAAACCAAGCGAAGAAGUCUUGGCGUCAGUUUUUAGUCGUUUUGGGAAAAUCCGGUCUGUGGAUAUACCCAUCUUGGAUCCUUACAGGCAGAAGAUAUCAAAAGGAAACAGUGAAUUUCAAACGUUUUACUAUGGCUCACACCUUCACUUCGACACUUUUGUUCAGUACAGUCAGUAUCAAGGGUUUUCAAAUGCCAUGGCAGCACUGAAAGGUAUGAAAUUAAUGUACAUUUCUGAAGAGGGACGUGCCGCAACUGCUAACAUUCAAGUAGAUUUUGACAAAUCAGGCCAUUUGUCAGCUAAGAACAUUAAAAAGAGGGAUCAGGAGAGACAAAAGUUAAUUGAUAUGGAAAGAAAAGAGGAAGAGAGGAAACAGAGAGAGAGAGAGGAAGAAGAGAGACGGAAAGAACUUGAACGGUUAGAAAAAGAGAGGAAGGAAGCUGAACAACAGAGGCUGCUUCAAGAGGCAAUCAGGAAGAAAGAAGAAAGGAAAAGGGCUAGGGAGGAAAAGAAAAGACAAAAACGUGCAGAGAGGAUUAGAAGGGAGAUUGAACGGAAAGAAAUGAUAAAACGAUUGGAAAAGGAAAGGGAAAGGAAGGAAGCUGAAAGAAAACAAUGUGCUAAGAGAUUGUUAUUGGAACUUCUCCAACGCAUAGCCACAUUGAAAGAACAGGAAGAAGAGGAGAUGAGGAAACUAGAGGAGGAAAGAAAAAAGAGAGUUCAGGAAUUAGAAAUGCUUAGACAAAUGGAAGAAAAAAAGCGGAAACUUGAAGAGGAAGAGAGAAGAAGAGAAGACGAAGAGAGAAGAAAAAAAGAAAAGCUAGAAGAACAAGAAAAGGAACUGAGAGAUAAACUAAUUCAAAAUCUAAAAAAGAUGGAAGAGAGAAGAGAUAAACUGAAAAAAGAGCUUUUGCAGAAACAGAUCGCAAACAACACUCGUAAGCUAACAUCAUUUGUUAGUAAUACUUGCACUGGAAAGUAACUAUUUAUUAUUUAUGUAUUGACAGUUAUGUCCAUCUUUGGCAUAAAGUAAUCAACCACCACUGUGAUAUAGAACGAUUUUUAUGACCUUGAAAUGAUUACAUGCCAUCAAACGCAAAUAACAAAUAAACAGUAAAAGGAAAGUUUCCUUUUUGAAUAGCACAAACAAACACAUGCACCCCCAAUGUUCCAUUGAUAUCAAUGUCAUCGGUGGCAUCCAUUCACUUGUCUUGACCAGUCCAUCUGUAAUUACACUGUGACUACUCAAACUGGGCCUCUUAAAAGAAACUAACCAAUCAUAGCAGAAACUGAGAACAAUGGACUGGUAGCUUCUUGUGAUGGCAACUGACAGUCUCUUUGAUGUGAAUACAUAAACACUAUUGAAUUCUCUGCAUUAUACACACUCUUUGAGAUUCAAUCCUUGACUGCAAAUUAUCAUAAUUAUAAAUCUCGCCUGAAAAAAUUAGUUUGAAAACUUAUUUUGCAUCAGCUAAACUGAAACCACUGAAAAGUGUACAAAAGUUAGGAUCGAAACAAGCCAAUUAGCAAAUGGCAGUUUCCUGAGAGGUUGGCAACAACUUGCACUUUGUUGGGUUUUCAUCUUGUUUGUAUGUUAAACGAACAAUGUUAUUGGUUUAUUUGAGAGAAAAGGUCAGUAUCCUUUGUUCUCAAGUAACAUUC